This is a messenger RNA of Lucilia cuprina (Australian sheep blowfly), 3495 nucleotides long. RefSeq lists its product as uncharacterized. Lineage: Eukaryota; Metazoa; Arthropoda; Insecta; Diptera; Calliphoridae. Bases 638 to 2284 code for a protein of 548 amino acids. The record is from RefSeq and is a predicted model, not a curated record. The transcript is spliced from 7 exons.
AAUUCAUUUUCAUAGUAAAAACAAAAGUUUUUAACGUAAAAUCAACAUUGUGCAUAGUUAAAAUAACAUGAGCCAAUGUUAGUUUAACAUUUUAUUUACAAUAAAAUCAACAUCGAAACAUGUUGAAACAACAUGUGAAAACUAAAAAUUAUUAAUGAAUUGCGAAUAAAAUGUUUUCAUGUUAAAUCAACAUUAGUCCAUUGUUAAAACAACAUUGUUUUCAUGUUAAAUCAAUGUUGGUUCAUGUUAAAAAACAUUUAAAAAUUACAGUUUCUAUACAUAGUAUAAAUAACAUGGUUUCAAGUUAAAUUAACAUUGAAUCAUGUUGAAUCGACAUCAGUUAAUUUUAAAUUGACAUUGAUUCAUGUUAAAUCAACAUUGUAUCAUGUUAAAUCAACAUUAUACCACGAUAGAAACAAUUGGAAUCAGAUUGAAACGAAGUCGUUAAAUUUUGAAAUAACAUGAGAAAGAAUUGAAAUGAAAUGAAAUCAUGUUGAAUUCUGCAAAAAGUACCGCUAUUUUAGAACAUAAAAAAUGCUUCAUUCAUCUAUUAGUAAAGCUUGUAUCGUGCGUGUUUUAUUAUAAAAGCGUGUUUUAAAAGUAAGUUAAAUACAUUUUUAAACAUAAAAAUAUAAUUAUGUCUUUGCCUAAGAAUAAUAAUAUUCAUGUGUCAAGUGUUGUGGAAGAAAUUGUAUCAAUUGAAGAAAACAUGAAUUUCUUAAGUGACGAAGAUGGUAAUAUUAUAUUAAAUAUUCCAGUUGUUCAGAAUACUAGUGAAAAUUCACAAUUAGAUGAUCUGCUGCAAACUUUUAACUUAAUUGAAGUAAAACCUUAUUUAACAAAUGCGCAAAUUACAUUUGAUAGCUUAAGGUAUUUAUCAAAGGAAGAUAUAAAGGAAGCCAUACCCCCUAUUGGUAUUCGUGCUUGUUUCCGAGAAAAACUUUUUAGUUGGAGAAAAACUGAGUACGGAAUUGAUGACGAAACAUUGUCUGAAGCGAUAGCCGAAAAAGUAGUUUCAUGGCUACAAAACCAAUCUAAUAUUGGAACAACAUCAACACCAACAUCAUCUUAUUCUCAAUCAGUUGGAAGUUGUAAGCUAUCUAAGAGUCUAAAGCAGAUUUUAGAAGAAAGUCUUAAGGGGAAAUCUUUAACAAGUUUUUAUAAACAAAACGAUAACUUGACUGAUUCAUUUCGUGCAGAAUUGAUUAAUAUAAUUUUGGAAGACAUAUUUUAUCAUGAAGCUAAGUUAUCACCGAAAGAUUUUCCAAUAAUAGUGGAUGAAAUUGUCAGCAACUUCCCCAGUGAGAUAAGAGAAUACUAUUUUAUUCCACGAGGUAGAAAAGCGAAUCCAGGAGGGAAGCUUUGGGAUAAAUACGUUAAUCAAAAGGCAAAGCGUGCACGCUCAUCAGUUAAAAUUAAAGAAAAUAUAGAUGCUUCGAAUUCCAACUCGCUGACAGUUAAUUCUGAACUCGAUGAAUCAAUUUUACUAGCUUUAAAAGCUUACCUUUCUAGAGAUUUUUCUAAUUGGGAUGAAGUUAAAGAUAAAUGGCAACGAACAUUCUUGUUAAGGCAAAAAGAGUUGAAGUUAUCUACCAAUAAUUAUGAAUUUCUAGAGAACUGGCCUCUUUAUUCUAACGCUCGGUCUAACGAACUAAUUAAUAUCGAUUUCGAACUGAUGCACCCAAAUAAGAGUCAUCUUCUUUUCAGUAAAUGGAAGGGAUUUUUGGAAAAAAUUGUAAGCUAUUACUAUUUACAUAUAAAAGACAAAAGGUCUAAGGAAGUUCUGACAAAUUCGAAGAAUACUACUGAACAAAAUUCAUUAGAUUACAUACACACUAUUCUGCUAAAUUCAGUUAUUUUACCAAACGCACGUUUUUCGGAUAAACGAGGAAAAAAUUCAAAAAAGAUUUCUAUACCAGAUGCUAACGAGAGUUUUAUUGUUCACCUUACCACUAUAAAUGAUUAUGAAAAGGUAAUAUCAGAACUAAAAGAGAAAUAUUAUAACAGAAGUUUAACUAUUCAACCUUUUAUAAUAGUUGUAGGUCAUAGUAUUUAUAAUCUUGAAAAAUUUUACGUAUAUUUUGAUAAAACACUCUUAAAAUGUGACUCUUUUUUGAAAAGUUUAGAUAUUUGCUUUAAAAUAAUUUAUACAUUGUCUUUAGAAUAUCCAAAAGGAUGCCAAGGUCCGUGGCUAUUUAUACAAGAAUACUUUUACGAAAUUAAACCUAUUAAUGAUAACAAAUUAUCAGCCAUUUACUCCUUGUUAAACUUUUUAAAAACAUAAUUAUCAAUUUCAAUAUGUUGAUUUGUUUCGUUUGUAAUAAAGAAAUAUCCCUCUUAAGUAACUUAAUACAACAUUAUCAAAUUGUCCACUUUUUUAAUUCAGCUAGUACAAUACAGUGCAAGCAAGAUGAUUGUACUCAAAAAUUUUCAUGUUUCAAAUCAUUUAAAGCUCACAUUUAUCGUAAGCAUAUUAACAAUUCAAAUAAAAAUUAUAUUCCGCAACCCUCAGACAACCCUAGCUCUACUUAUAUUAGUAAUUUGCCUGUUGCUAAUGAAAAAGUUUCUUCAAAUUGUAACCUUAUAAAUGAUUCAGAAUUAUUGUCAAAAAUUGCUGAUUUAAAAAAUCAAGCAUUUAAUUUUUCUUUAUUUUUGCAUUCCGAGCCAAUGAUGCCAAGAAAAGUAAUAUUGACUGUACAAAAAUUAAUGGAAAAUAUUUUUUCAAAUAUUGAAGAAUGCAUCCGAGAAUCCAAUUCCAAUAACCAAAAUUUAAGCCCGAAUAUGAAUAAUAUUCUGGAAUUUUUAAAAAAUCCGUUUGACGAUAUUGCUACAGAGCAUAAAUUUUUUAAAUUGUUAAAAGAAAAGCUACUUUACGAAGAGCCUACAAGUUGCACAAUUUCUAAUCAAAUUACUGAAUGUAUAAGGCAAGGAAAUCCCGAUUUAGAUGCAAAAACAUUCAGUUGCUGCUUUAUGCCGCUUAAAUUUCAAUUAAAAAAACUUUUUGAAAUUUCAGACAUGACCUUACAAUAUAUGGAAGAAUUGCUUCAAAAAAACGUAAUAUCUAAUUUUGUAAACGGGGAUGUUUUUAAAGCUCAAAUAACUAAAUUUCCAAAUAAGAAAAUAAUUCCUAUGUUUAUAUAUUUUGAUGACUUUGGAAUUAAUAAUCCUUUAGGUUCUCAUUCGAAGUCAAUUUCUGCAGGAUAUUACAGUUUACCUACUUUACCUCCACAAGUUAUAUCAAAACUGGAUUUCAUUUUCCACUUAGGGUACAUAAACACUUGCGACAUAAAAAAAUUUGGAAACGAAAAAGUAUUUUAUUAUUUAAUAGAAGAGUUGAAGUCUUUAGAAGAAGAGGGACUCGAAAUAAUCACAUCAGUGAAAACGGAAAAAAUAUAUUUUACCGUAGGUUUGAUUCUGGGUGACAACUUAGGACUGAAUUCCAUAUUAGGUUUUAUAAAGUCCUUCAAUUCAAAACGAUUUUGUAGAGUUUGUCGU